Messenger RNA from Spirodela intermedia, 3616 nucleotides. The record is from the annotation of a GenBank genome assembly. Lineage: Eukaryota; Viridiplantae; Streptophyta; Magnoliopsida; Alismatales; Araceae.
AUGGAUUCCGGGAGGGGUGCCGUCGUGCGGCUUAUCGAGAAGGCCACCGACUCGACGGACAGGGAAGUAGACCAGCGGCUCUUGAAGGCGAUUAAGUCCACGGUCCGAUCUUCCGACGACGAGCUACGGGCCGCCGUUGAGGCUCUGAUGAGCAAGAUGAAGAAGGAACAUUCUCAGGUCACCGUUUAUCUUGAUUUUCGCCCAUUUUUCCUAGCUUUCACGCGUUAUCUGCAAAUUAUACUUGCUUACAUUGGUUGAUUUCCAAUGCUAAUGCUUACGCUCUAGAAAAUCCUUCCUUUUAUCACGCAUGAAUUUGAAACAUUGAUUUUGAUGGCUCCUGGAGGCAGAUCGGUUGUUGCUAGUAUUGUGCUUAUUCCUAUAUUCCUUCUUCUCGGUCUUUCUGGCCGCAAUUUCUAGAAAAGACUCGUUAUUUAACUUUAAUUUAUUUUCAUGUAUUAUUAAGUCCUAAGUGCGCUCUCCUUGUGAUUUUGAUUGAUUCUUUUGUACAACCACAGUUUUUUUUACCCUAAAUUCUGUCUCGUCAAGGGGCAAAUGGAUAAGGAUGUUUCUGUAACGAUGAUAAUGAUAAUGGUCAAGAAAGGUGCCUCAAAUUUAAAUCAUCUCUCACCUGGUAUAGCUGACCUCACUUGGAGUUGUCGGAUGAUUCGUGUUUCCUAAUACAAUAAUUUCAUUUAUUGUAAACUUCAAAAAAAAAAGUUUUUUCUCAAAUUGAAGUGACAAUUUUCUCAAAUUGAAAACUUAUUUCCUGAAACGACCCGGCUUACGAACAAACGAGUUGAUUUCUGAAGUCUGAUCUGUGAUGAAUCAUCUGCAAUUUUGUGGCCAUUUACUACUUAUCAUUAUGAAGUUCAAAUUAUCUGGGCGAGCUGACCAGAAUCCUUUUGAUAGAUUAUCCCACAAUUAUUGUGUAUUCAUUUCCAGUAUUGUGGGGGGAAUGGGUUGAUUACCAGUUAGGGAAGAACAUUGCUACUUUACUGUUCAUCAAGGAUGUGCAUACGGGGAGUUGAACAAUUUCAGGAGAAAGAUAACUUGUACAACUAUUAUUCAUCGGGAAUUGAUGAAUCUAACGGAUCCUAAAAUAGAUGCACUUAGGAGUGGUGAAGACAAAAACAUUCAUGCAUAAAACCUCUUUUUAUCCCGCGAUAUGAAAGAAUAAGAUAAUAUUCAUGCAUCAAAGCUGUGCCAUUCUAAGCCGUCAUGGUGAAAGAAGGAACUGGACUUGACAAUUAGUUUUAAACAUCAAGUUUAAUCGUUUUUUGCUUCAGUAACCAGAGUAGUGAUGAAAAAAUGAUGUUCCAUUGAAGAAAAGUGGAAAGCAUGUUACUUGAAAAAUGGUGGCGGUAAGUAUUCUAGUUUGUGAAAUACCAUUUACUGGACUAAAUUUGAAUUAUAUAGUUUCUUGGACAUCUAACGGAAAAUUGGUUCUCCUUGUUGUCCUUGUGAAAGUAAUUGAUGCACAGACAAAUCGAUUGACUAUGGUAGGAUGACUUGAACGUGUAUAUCUAAUUCAGGAUGGAAGAAUAUCUAUGGAAAAGCUUAUCCAAUUGUAAAAUCGUUAGGAGAAUACGGUCCAUCUGUCUAUGUUGGAUUAAUAGGAAAAGCUGACUCCACUUACUUGCCGGUACAUUCUGCCCUACAUCAAAUAUCGUUUGCUGAAAAAUCUUCCGAAUAUUUAUCUCCUUUAACAAUCCCAGGAUGCUUUUAUGAUUCAGAUCUCAUAGUGUUUUUCUGUGGAGAGAUCUUGCAGGUACGAUAUCUCGCAGUGCUCAUAAUCGAUGAGCUAUUCAUGCGGUCAAAGCUUUUUCGAUCCCUCUUCAUCAACAGUUUCGAUCAAUUCUUGAGUUUGAGUGUUGGCUUCAGGAGAAAUAUGCCCCUUCCUCCUCCCGCUAACAUUGCUUCCAUCUUGCGGUCUAAGAGCUUAGAGUUAUUGGAAAAGUGGCACGGAUCAUUUGGGGUUCAUUACAGGCAGCUCAGACUCAGUUUAGAUUACUUAAAAAACACCUUGAGGUACCAGCUUCCUAAUAGGUUGGGAAAUGCAGAGCGGUUGCAGCAGGAGAGAAGAGAAAGGGAGAUAAGAUCAAGGGAGAUUUUACAGAAUAAAUAUGAAAAAUUGCAGGAAAAUUUUUCCUCCAUCAAGGCUGAAAUACAGUCUACGCUUGACCAGCUGGGAGAAUGCUUAGAAAUAGUAUGUAAUAAAGAGGGCAAAUUUGCCUCUUGCUCUUCCCCCGAAGAAGAUGAACCAGAAGAGUUUACUUGUCUGACCCUGCGGCAGAUCCGCCAGCAAUCCCUGAAAGAAGGAGAGAAGGUGCAUGAGAAUGAUGAAAAUGCUGCUGUUUUCGAUGCACUGAGGGAGUUCUAUAAGCUUCUCCUCUCAAAGCAUCUGCCAUCAGUGCAAGAAUGGAUUUCUGUCCUGGUCAGAGUCGAUCUUGCUGAUAACAAAUUUAGAGACUCUGCCCUGAAAGAGUGUAUUGAUGUCCGUAAUAUGAUUCAAUCUGCGAAAAAGAAAUGUGAGGAAUUGGGUUGUGUUCUUCCUUCAACUGCUCAGGAAGAAGAGGAAGUGGACAUGUGGGAGGAGGGUAAGAUCGAGGCUAAUGAUCCCGUCAAUGCUAGCUCUCUUGCGGCAACCAGUAGCAAUUCCAUUGAUCUCCAGGACACCAAGGUCUGUGUGGGCCGUGAUACCUCCGUCGAUACUCCUGUUGACCUCGGACACUCGGAUGAUGUGCCUUCUGCUGAAGAUGCAUCACCAAAUGUUUCCCAGAGUUGUACAGAUUCAGAAUCGCCGAGGUCCAGACUUUUGGCUGAAGCUCCGGUGCUGAAAUGGGGACCUUUCCUGGAGAGCUGGGGUUCAACCCAAGAUGCCAUGGUCAACUAUCGGGGCCUAGAACUGGAGAGCCACUGGGGCAGAGUGGAACAGGAUGCUAUCAUCCCAGGAGAAAGAAUUGCCGAGCUAAGCGCCCACUGGUCCCUGUACCAAGAACAAGCCGCUGAAAUACGACCGUGCCUUGCCCCUCUGAAGAAUGGAGGCCUUUGCCAGAGGAGGGAUCUCACUGUUUGCCCAUUUCACGGACCGAUCGUACCUCGAGACCCGAAUGGGAAUACCAUAUUAGAGGAACCUGAAGAUGGAAAAGAUCAAGUGGACAACGAUCGCCGAGACGACCCCAUGAAAAUCCCAACCGAGGGAGCCCCUCUGAUGAAUGAAAGCAAAGAAAAGCUUUCACAUUCUGGUGAUCAGCUGAUGAAGCGUCUGGCAGAGAAAGCCAUUAGAAACGUGAGGGGAAGAGACAGAGAAUCGAAGUCAUUGAAGCGGGCGAAGAUUGCUAAGGUCCGGGAACACAACGAAGCAGUGUUGAGAGAAGCUGCUUGCAGUUCGACUUCGUUGACAUCAGCAGCUUUCGUAGAGGAAGGAAUGAGCUCUGAGCAAGCGCUGCUGAAACCCAAGAAGCCGAGUUUGUCUUCCAUGUUGCGGAAGAAGGUGACUGCUAAAGAUAGACUGGCACAGCGGCUUUUGAAAUCCCGGUUAACGGAUUCAGCUGCCAAACAGAUCACGCAGGCGGAGGAUGUUAACCGCAGAGAAGCUUUUGCAAAUCAGUGGUAG